AUGGCUCCCUUCAUGAACUACUUCGGCCUUGGAGCCGCCCCAGCAUCGCCAGAACCGAAGGAAGACCCAAAGCAGAGCCCCAUCCGAGCACUGCCGGCAGCAUGGUUUACCUCACAACAAAUGUAUGAGUUGGAGAGACGAGCGAUCUUCUCAAAACGAUGGCUGUUCCUCACCCAUCGGAACCGACUGCAAGAAGCGGGCGACUACCUCCGCUACACCAUUGCCGGGUUCGACAUAAUCGUUAUCCGGGAUCGUUCGAACAACAUCAACGCAUUCCAUAACGUUUGUCGACACCGAGCGUACCCUGUGGUCGAGAAGAAAUGCGGAAAAGUGAGCAUUCUGGCUUGCCGAUAUCACGGCUGGUCGUACGGCUUGAACGGCAAACUCGCGAAGGCACCGCAGUACCAGGAAUUGGAUGGCUUCGACAAGUCUCAGAAUGGCUUGUUCUCAAUUCAUGUGCAUGUCGAUAUCAACGGCUUCAUUUGGAUCAACCUCGACGCGCAAAAGGAGAAACCAGAAGUACCGUGGGAGGCCGACUUCGAUACUGUGGACAAGCAGGAGAGGUUUGAAGACUUCAACUUUGACGACUAUGUGCUUGACCACACUUAUGAGCUCGACGGAGGGUACAACUGGAAGAUCGCUUGCGAUAACUUCAAUGAAUGCUACCACUGUCCGACCACCCAUCCGGAUGUGCCGGCGUUCCUUAACGUCGACUCCGCGGAUGUCGAGGUGAAGGAUGGCCACAUGCAGCACGAUCAUGCUUCGAACCCUGAGCAACGGAGGCAAGGGUUGAACGUCAACAGCACAUACUACUUCCCGAAUGUGUCGAUGUCGGUUUCGCCACACUUCCUAAUGAUCCAGAAGUUCCUCCCCGAUUCGGCAACCAAAUCAACCCUCCACUACGAAGUCUACCGCAACAAGAACUCCUCCGACGAAGAGUUCAAGCUCAUCAGCGAGAUGUACGCUCGUGUCAUGGCGGAGGACAAAAUCCUCUGUGACCGCGCACAGAAGAACUUGAACGCCGGUGUCUUCGUCAACGGCGAGAUGCACCCCAAGUGCGAGAAAGGCCCUCUCUACAUGCAAAGCAAGGUCCGCGAUGCAGUGACGGACCACUACCGACGAGAGAAGGCCGCCGGUGCUGAGAUCUGGCCUGCGAGGCAGAAGUUACCUGGGAAUGCCCUUGUCAGCCAGGAAGAUAUUGAUAUGUGUAAUGGGCUUGACUGCACGGCGCCGCAGCAGGAGGGUUUGGUCUGGUGA
Molecule: messenger RNA, 1257 nt
Organism: Saxophila tyrrhenica
Lineage: Eukaryota; Fungi; Ascomycota; Dothideomycetes; Mycosphaerellales; Extremaceae
Exons: 3
Coding region: 1-1257 (418 amino acids)
Molecular function (GO): 2 iron, 2 sulfur cluster binding; iron ion binding
Source: RefSeq, a predicted model, not a curated record